GGAGAAUCGGUGUGAAAUACACGGAGGCGAGAGCGCGUUUUGGUUUCGACACAGUUUUGGCACUAACACAGUUACACAUGUGGACAUGUGUGCGUUUACUUUCCGCCAGUGCGCUCAGUUUGAUCUGCUCGCAGCGCUGUGCUGAUGUCGGUGUCUCGCUUGCACUGCUGCACCGAAAGUUCCUCUGUGUGCUCUCGUUCUUGCUACCACACGAAAUCGUCAGUACAGCUCAAGGAUCGGCAGCGAGCGGCCGCACGUGCGUCAGCCUAAGUCCUGGACGAUUGAUGUUAUGAUUUUGUAAAGUGUUCAAGUGUUCAAGUGUUGUGCGAAUUCAAAUGAAGCUGCGCGAAUGAUUCGUAAUGCAUGUUAUGUACAUCGCGCAGCUUCAUUUCGUACCUUUUUUAUGUUUAUAACAGGAUCUACGCAGAUAUUCGGCCACUUCAACGUUUGCAUCGAUGGAGCGAUUGAUUUGAUUUUAGUUUAAUAUUGUGUAUGUAAAUGUGUGAAAUCGUGUAAAGUUAUGUAAAUGUUUCAAUAAAGUGAUGAAAAAAAGAUCGACGCGUGUUUGUUUUUUUGUUUAGCUUUACAUAACAAAAAAAUACGCAGCGAGUGUGAGCGAUCGCUGAACGAAAGAAACGCACACAGCGCAACACGAAAGAAACAAACACAAGCACACGAAAGGAUGCUCGCGCAUGGGCGCGAGCAUUGAGAGAGCGCACCGUGUAUUUUGUAUGAGAGCGGGAGAGAACCGUGGUACCCGUUCCCGCCCCCUUUUUUAAGCCUAGGAAAUCUUCCAUCGGCUUAACUCUAGGUUUUUACGCACACCAUGAUAAAAAUUACCCGCUCGUUGUCCGUAGGGCUACAGUGCUGCCAGUGUAUGUACCCAACUUUGAAGACUUCAUAGGAAAAUUUAGUGGUGAAAGAGGAGGAGUAGGGGUGGAGCACUGGUUUCGAGAAUUUGAACAAGUAUGUAGCUUGUACACACUAAACGACCAGCUGAAAUUUUUCUGUAUGCGCCGCCUGCUCACCGACACCGCCGCCAUUUUUGCUAAAACCUCAGGCGCAUGCACCUAUGAGACACUGAAAGCUGACCUUAUUAGUACUUUCACAUCAAAAACUUCACUAGAAGAAGUGUUUAAAAAACUAAGGGCACGACAUCUCUCGCAACAUGAAAGCAUCACAAGGUAUGUGUUGGAAAUGCAGCAAAUAGCGGGCACCGUCAUUCCAGAGGAAGACUUGGUCAAUAUUAUAAUUGACGGAAUUGAUGAUCCUAUUAAUACGUCAUCCAUACGUUUCGCUGCAAAAUCGCUCGAGCACCUUAAAACCCUGCUGAAAAAAUACGAAACUUUUCGUCAAACUCGUGGCGUGACUCCUACACCAGCACCGUUACGCACUAAACCCCCAGCUCCACCCCGCAGCACUGGCCCCUCGCGUCAAUGGGCGCAGAACAACAAUAAUGAACCGGCCAGAUGCUUUAACUGUUCUCAAUUCGGCCAUUAUCAAAGCGCUUGCCCAAUGCCACGCCGCCCCAAGGGAUCCUGUUUUAAAUGCCACCAAAUGGGACAUACACAUCGAGAGUGCCGAAACUUCCAGCCCGUUACGACUGCUGCGGUGCACCAUCUGGGUUCCCAUGGAUUCGAUGAGGAAACUGCGGACCAAAUACUGCUUAGCGAAAUUGAAACGCCGACCCAAACGGAUAAUUAGUGACCGAGGUACCUGCUUCACGUCCAAUCAGUUCGAAAAUUUCCUUAGAUCAAAUGAGGUACAGCAUGUACUCAACGCUACUGGUUCACCACAAGCAAACGGACAAGUCGAAAGGGUUAACCGCGUACUUCGACCCAUACUCAGCAAACUUUCGGACUCUUAUGAUCACGAUGAUUGGAAUUUGCAUUUACUGGAUGCUGAAUAUGCGUUGAAUAAUUCAAAGCACGCCAGUACGAAGUUUUCACCCUCAGUUCUCCUGUUUGGUAUUGAACAACGGGGUCAUUUAAUUGAUGAACUAACGGAGUUUUUAGACGAGCGUCGUGGAAGUACACUAAAUGAUUUAAGCGACAUUCGGGCUGAAGCAUCGGCAAAUAUAAUUAAAUCUCAGCUUACCAAUGAGGCAUAUUUUCGUAAAAAUCAUAAACCAGCAGCUAAAUAUGAAGUUGGAGAUUAUGUAGUAAUGCGGAACAUUGAUAGCAACACUCAGCAGAAUAAGAAGUUGAUUCCUAAAUAUAAAGGUCCGUACAUAGUCCAUAAGGUAUUGCCUAACGAUCGCUAUGUCAUUAGGGACAUUGAGGGCUGUCCAAUAACUCAGAUGCCAUAUGAUGGCAUAUUAGAAUCAAACAAGUUGAAGAAAUGGAGUGAGCCGUAUGAAACCGUUAACGAAAUUUGAAUUACUAAUAUUUACACAUAAAUUGAGGUCAAUUUGUUGGUUAGGAUGGCCGAGCUGUAGUACCCUGGAGAUUUGACCCCUAAUUAGACCAUAGUGCCGGAUCGGAAUAUGACCAUCACCGCGACAACUGUGCGAUAAUCCGAAUGUCAAAAAUAAAGAUUAUUCGUUUACGGAUCGUUGUACUGACAA
Messenger RNA from Anopheles coluzzii, 2566 nucleotides. RefSeq lists its product as uncharacterized. The record is from RefSeq and is a predicted model, not a curated record. Lineage: Eukaryota; Metazoa; Arthropoda; Insecta; Diptera; Culicidae. The transcript has 2 exons. Bases 1457 to 2377 code for a protein of 306 amino acids. Gene Ontology annotation, biological process: DNA integration. Gene Ontology annotation, molecular function: nucleic acid binding.